UAAUUUUUUAAAAAUCUCUUACUAUAACUAUCCCAUCGAAAGUUCAGAUAACUUGAACCGAAAAGAGCAAAUGGCAACAGUUUCAUCCUCAGUUGCGUCUCUUUCCAAACCCUUAAACCCAUCUAUCUCUUCCCCCAAAAAUCCUACCAUCUUCAAUCUAUGGAAUCCCCAGCUCAAUCGAGUAAAAUCCCCACAAACCCUAUCUCUCAAAUCUCCUUCAAUUUCUCAUCUCUUUAUCAAACCUCUAAAAGCUCAACAAUCUCGUAUUUCUUCUACCCCAAUCACCUCCCUUUUUACCGGUAUAGUUGAAGAAAUCGGGGAAAUCAACCAACUGGGUUUCGAUAAACCCGACAGUUUUACCAUGAAAAUCAAAGCUAACCUCAUUCUUGAAGACAUCAACCUCGGCGACAGUAUUUCCGUCAACGGAACUUGUCUUACCGUCGCUGAUUUCGACAAACAGUUGGCGGAAUUCAGUGUUGGAUUGGCUCCAGAAACGCUGAGAAAGACGUCUCUGAUCGAAUUGGAAAAAGGGUCUUGGGUUAAUUUGGAAAGGGCUUUGAGGCCUAGUACUAGAAUGGGAGGUCACUUUGUGCAGGGCCAUGUUGAUGGGACUGGCCAGAUUGUUGAGCUAAAACCUGAAGGGGAUUCUCUGUGGGUAAAGGUUAAAACUUCGAAAGAAAUUUUGAGGUACAUUGUGCCUAAAGGAUUUAUUGCUGUGGAUGGGACUAGUUUGACUGUAGUAGAUGUGUUUGAAGAAGAAGACUGUUUUAACUUCAUGUUGGUGGCUUACACUCAGCAAAAUGUGGUGAUUCCGAUGAAGAAAGUGGGGCAGAAGGUUAAUCUUGAGGUGGAUAUAUUGGGGAAGUAUGUGGAGAGGCUUCUUAGUAGUGGCUUUGUCAAUGCCAUCAAAUCUUCAUGAAAAAAGGUUGUUUCUUUGUGCUUCAUUUUAUUUUUGUAACUUUUUGCCUUUGGCAAAAUUUGUAUCUUGAAUUUCAGAGAUUUUUCUAUCCAGAUUCUCUCAAGGUGUAUUUUGGAAUAGUGUUUCAGUGAAAUAAAAAUAAACAAUAUCACCUGAAGGACUUUGGUCAGAGCAAAUGUAUCUGAACUUUUAUACCUGAAUUUAGUAAUAUUAAUUGCAGACAUUAUUUUGCAA
Messenger RNA from Nicotiana tabacum (common tobacco), 1153 nucleotides. Its product is annotated as riboflavin synthase. Gene Ontology annotation, molecular function: riboflavin synthase activity. NCBI's taxonomy places the organism in Eukaryota, Viridiplantae, Streptophyta, Magnoliopsida, Solanales, Solanaceae. Gene Ontology annotation, biological process: riboflavin biosynthetic process. The record is from RefSeq and is a predicted model, not a curated record.